Messenger RNA from Chrysochloris asiatica (Cape golden mole), 931 nucleotides. RefSeq names its product glyoxalase domain containing 4 (gene GLOD4). NCBI's taxonomy places the organism in Eukaryota, Metazoa, Chordata, Mammalia, Afrosoricida, Chrysochloridae. The transcript is spliced from 9 exons. The coding region runs from base 8 to 931 and encodes 307 amino acids. The record is from RefSeq and is a predicted model, not a curated record.
UGUACGUAUGACGGAACCCGUGGCGGUGGGAGUCAUGGCUGCUCGGCGAGCUCUGCAUUUCGUAUUCAAAGUGGGAAACCGCUUCCAGACAGCACGUUUCUACCGCGAUGUCCUUGGGAUGAAGAUUCUGCGGCAUGAGGAAUUUGAAGAAGGCUGCAAAGCUGCCUGUAAUGGGCCUUAUGAUGGGAAAUGGAGUAAAACAAUGGUGGGAUUUGGACCUGAGGAUGAUCACUUCGUUGCAGAACUAACUUACAAUUAUGGCAUCGGAGACUACAAACUUGGCAAUGACUUCAUGGGCAUCACACUUGCCUCUAGCCAGGCUGUCAGCAAUGCCAGGAACGUGGAGUGGCCACUCAGAAAAGUUGCCGAAGGUGUUUUUGAAACCGAGGCCCCAGGAGGAUAUAAGUUCUAUUUGCAGAAUUGCAAUCUACCUCAGUCAGAUUGUGUUUUAAAAGUUACUCUAGCAGUGUCUGAUCUGCAGAAGUCCUUGAACUACUGGUCUAAUCUACUGGGAAUGAAAAUCUAUGAAAAAGAUGAACAGAAGCAAAGGGCUUUACUGGGCUAUGCUGACAACCAAUGUAAGCUGGAGCUAAAGGUUAUCAAGGGUACAGUUGAUCAUGCCGCAGCUUUUGGAAGAAUUGCCUUUUCAUGCCCCAAGAAAGAGCUGCCAGACAUAGAAGACUUGAUGAAAAGAGAGAACCAGAAAAUUCUGACUCCUCUGGUGAGUCUAGAUACCCCAGGGAAGGCAACAGUACAAGUGGUCAUUCUGGCCGACCCUGAUGGGCAUGAAAUUUGCUUUGUGGGGGAUGAAGCAUUUCGAGAACUUUCCAAGAUGGAUCCAGAAGGAAACAAACGAUUGGAUGAGGCAAUGGCAGCAGAUAAAAGUGAUGAGUGGUUUGCCAAACAAAAUAAACCCAAGGCUUCAGGUUAA